CUGAUUUGCAACCCGCCGAAGCAGCAGCGGAGAAGGAGGAAAAAUGUCGCUGGCGUCGACGCGGACCGUUCUAGGAUCAGUGUCCUUUUAGGAAACUACAAACGGCAAUUCGGGUGAAACUUCUGCUGUGGUGUUUCUAUGACAGAUUAUAAGCUUCAUGAAACUGUACAAAGAAGGUGAAACAGUUUCAAUGUCGGAGGUUUUAGCUGGACUACAGAGAGAGUCACCUUACAUUCUCCUUUAGUCAGCUCAGCUUCAACCCUGAACACCUAAGAACACAGGAGGGUACUGUAACACUACAUGGGCCUGUAAGGUAACCUGAUCUGAUAAUUAAAGCCUCUGGAGCCUAAAGGUAAAGUUUCAGUGACGACAUGGACCCGUCUACUCGGGUGGUGGGUCUGGAUGGCCAGGGGAACAUGGUUUUCACUGUGGUCAAACCAGUGAUGGGCAUCUUCCAGGUGUCUUCAGAGCAAACAGGGAGUGUGGCACAGGGGGGCAUGGGGCUGCAGGGUUUAUCUGAAAACACAUUGAUCCUCCCUCAAACGCAAAACCAGGCUCCGCUAGACCAGAACCAGAUGGAUAUGCACUCCAUGCAGCCUCACAUCCAGAUGCCCCAGAUGCAGGUUUCUGCCCCGGCCCAGAGUGAGGCUGUGUCCCAGAUUCAGGAUCCACAGCCGAACUCAAGCACAAACACAGAGUCUGGUACACACAUGCCUUUUGCAGAGGUGUCGUCGCUCCUGGAUCCCAACAUGAAAGGAUCGAAGGCUCGGAAAUAUCUCAUCUCGUAUGAUGAAAUCAAACGGCGCCUGCAGGCUCCAGAGAAGAUGUCCCUGCGCUCCCUGGCAGCCUACACUCGGGUCAGCAGAGGCCCAGCCAGCAAGAAAACCCUUCUGGAGUCACUCAAUGUCCUCGGCCUCACGCCAAGCACAACUACCUCUGUAUCCUCCUCCUUCUCCAAACUCACUGAAGGCGACACCAGAGCAUUGUGUGAUGAUAUGAAGGACUUCGCCCAUGACUACAUCGACUACAGCAACAUGGCGAAACAGCUCAUCCCUGAGACAAACACAGUUCAACACUGGUCCAAAAUUAUUGAAACCAAGAACCACCUGGAGGAUAUGAGAAAAUGUUUCAAGGACCCAGUGAACAGCGGAGCGUUUGACAAUGUAACUCACGGUCUGGGUCUGGGAAUGUUGGACGUGGCACUGGACAUGAUCGUCAUGGUAAUUGAGCAGCAGAUUCGUAUCCUGUCUGGCGCAGCGGCAUCAGACCCAGUUGACUCUGGUCCGCCUCUGCGGCGCAUCCGCAGGCGCCACCGCAAAACCCACUCAACUGACGAGAGCCCUAACAAAGUGUCUGGAGGGAUCAAAGAUCAAGGGAAGGCCAUUUCUAAAGGCAAGGGGCGAGGCCGAGCCAAGAAGAAGAUGAGGCAGGAAGCUGGAGCUGCUGGUCCCGUGGAGACCCAAGCAGAGCAGUGCAAGCCGGACGAUGUGGAGAGUAACGUCCUCACCCUGGUGUCGGUUGGAUAUGAGACUGUUUCCAGUGGUCUCAACGCAGCCGGAACUGUUUGACACAUGGUCACAUGACCGGUCCAAGAGCCAAUCAUGGUCCCAUUCAUAGGGAUACUCAGAGAUGAGACACGAGUUCUGCACAAGUUGAGCUGGGCGGACGAAGCUGUGGUGAGCUCAGCAUCAGCGUAUAGUGUCACAGCUUCAGUCCAGCGUAAAGGAAUAGUUUGACAUUUUGGGAAACACAUCUAUUAGCUUUUUGAUAUGAGUUAGAUGAGAAGAUUGAUAACACUCUCAUGUCUGUACGGUUAAUAUGUAGCUGGAGCCAGCAGGAGGUUAGCUGAGCAUAAAGACCAGGCCUGUAACUAUUAUUUUCAGUAUUUUCCUUUUUAAAGAUUAUUUUUUUGGGCAAUUUGCCUUUGUGAGAUAGGAAAGCUCUAGUGUGAAGGGUGGAGACAGAGAAGAUGACAUGCAGCAAAGGGCCGAGGUUGGAAUUUAACCACUUGUCGAUAAAAUGUCGGGCCAGGGUGACGUCUUCAGAUGUUAUUUUAUCCAAAAAAAUCCAGAGUUAUUCAGUAAAUGAUAAUGUAUGACAAAAGUAAAGCAUCAAAUUCUGACAUUUAAGAAGCAUCAGCCCAGCAAAUGUUUGGCUUUCACCUCAGAAAAUAACUGAAACAAUUAUUUGAUUAUCAGAAUAGUUGCCAUUUAAUUUUCUGUUGAUCGACAAACUGAUCGACUGAUCUUUGCAGCUCUAAUAAAGACUGGACACAGGGGAAACAGCCAGCCUGGCUCUGACCAACAUUUACAGAAUACACUCGCCAGCAACGUGAAUGCUGAAAACUAAGCAAGCAGCAGGAAUUGAGGCUCGCCACAAUAAUUACAUUUGUCUUCGGCUGGGUGGCGUGUUCGUAUGUUUCAGGCUGGAAAAUAAUUCUUUGUAUCACAGGUCAACUGUUGACUGAUUGGCUGCUGGUUUUCUCUGGUCACUAUUCACUGCCAAAAUUUAAACGGCUGCAGUUCUCUGAGCUCGUAGCGGCAGCUGCAACUUAACACGAACUUUCUUGACUGUUUGGUUUUUGCAAAAAAUUGAAGGGUAGUAGGUGUUAAUAAGAGGUUCAAAAGUUCGAGUAGGCAGAUUUCGUUUCCGUUGGACAGAGGCAGGCGAGCGGUUUCCUCCCCUUUUCACUCUUUAGGCUGCAUUCACAACAAAUCAGGUGUUGCGGCAAAAACACCACUGCUCCCAUAUAUUUGAAUGUGGGUAAUGCAUUAAGGUUGCGGCAGUGGGGCCCCAGGGAAUACCAACAAAUAAAUAAAUGCAGCGGCAUGUGACAACAAGUUGACACAGAAUCAGCUUUUGGGGAAAUGCAACUGGGCGUCAUACUGCAUACUACUCCCCCCUCCUCCAUUACGUCCUUGUUACGUCUAUGAUAGACGUAGGCGUUGGCAUGGUAACGUUAGAUACACGGAAGAGGAGAGCGAGUGUAACGUUACAACCAAGACAGUCAAACACAACCCCGGAGUUUUAAAGCUCAACCGUGCUCAAGCUCAAAGUCAGUGAUGACUGAUGAGUUUUAGAAUAAGGUUACAGUGCUAAUGUUAGAUAGUAGUGUUAACGUUAGUAGUAAGUGGAAACGCACAAGGGAGAUAACGUUAAUGUUUCAGAGGCUACACUACAGUAGGCUAACGCUAGCCAUUAGCAACUGGAUGUCAUAUAACGUUAUAUGUUAUAUUAGAAGCAAACUAAACAUAAUGUUACCUACAGAGUUUGGAAACUUUUCCGGAGUCAGUGAUGACUGAUGAGUUUUAGAAUAUAACGUAAAUGCUUACGUUAGAUAGUACUGGCAGCUUGUUUUGUUUUUUUAACUGUGUCUUGUAAGGUGUCCUUGAGUGCUUUGUAAGGCGCCUUUAAUUAAAAUGCAUACGUAUUAUUAUUAAUAUAUGUACUGUACAGACAUGAGAGUGCUAUCGAUCUUCUUCUCUAACUCUUGACAAGAAAGCUAAUGAACACAUUUCCCAAAAUUCAGAGCUCUUCCUUCAAGUGAAUCCUCUGUUUUCUAGUAGCAGGUUUUGUAUGUGUGCAGUCUAACUGAGUCCAUAUAAAUAUAUAUAUUAUUUUUUUAUGCUAUGUUUUCAGUGAACAGACAAAAAUCCCCACCGAUGUAUAAAUGUAAACACACUGAACACUGUUAUGUAGAACAGAUAUAUCAGAGGUCAGGAUUAUAUUUUUUUGCUGGUGUUACAAUGUCUCCUGUUUCCCUGUCGUAUUUAUUGGUUAGAUUUCCAUUAAACAUCUGUCGUUCUGUACGAGACUGUUGGAAAUAUUUUGUUUUUACUGGAACCUGAA
Epinephelus fuscoguttatus (brown-marbled grouper) is the source of this 3849-nucleotide messenger RNA. RefSeq lists its product as uncharacterized. Lineage: Eukaryota; Metazoa; Chordata; Actinopteri; Perciformes; Serranidae. The record is from RefSeq and is a predicted model, not a curated record. The coding region runs from base 372 to 1568 and encodes 398 amino acids. The transcript is spliced from 5 exons.